AUGACGUCAUUCGUCGAGGGGUUAACCAGCCCUGAAAUGGAGAUCGCCGAGGGCGGAGUCAUUUUGGAUAAUAGAACACGAUUCGCCGAUUUGAAGGCAAUGUUGGAUAGUAACAAGGAUAAUCUCAAAGUGGACGCAAUGAAACGGAUUAUUAACCUAAUCGCGAAAGGAAAAGACGUGAGCGAACUGUUCGCAGCGGUUGUCAAAAACGUGGCGGCGAAAAAUGUGGAACUCAAAAAGUUGGUCUUCGUGUAUCUGGUGAGAUACGCCGAAGAGCAACAAGAUCUCGCUUUGCUCUCAAUUUCCACAUUUCAACGAGCAUUAAAAGAUCCGAAUCAACUGAUACGUGGAAGUGCUCUCCGAGUGUUGACGUCGAUUCGGGUGCCAAUGGUUGCUCCGAUUAUGCUGUUGGCGAUUAAAGACGCCGUUAGGGAUAUGUCUCCAUACGUACGGAAAGUGGCCGCCCAUGCAAUCCCCAAGUUGUAUUCAUUGGAGCCCGAAUUGGAGCCACAACUCGUCGAUUGUAUCGAUUUUUUAUUGGCGGAUAGGCGCAGUUUGGUGUUGGGAAGCGCUGUGUACGCGUUCGAUGAGAUUUGUCCGCACCGCCUGGAUCUUCUGCAUAAACACUUUAGAGCUCUCUGCAGAGGACUCGCCGAUGUCGACGAAUGGGGACAGAUUGUGAUGAUUAAUAUGCUUACGAGAUAUGCGAGACAUGAACUCGCCGAUCCGGAUAGAUCUCCACCGGAUACGGAUAUUGUGUUGCUGUUGAACUCGGCACGCCCUUUGUUGCAAUCCAGGAAUUGCUCGGUGGUGAUGGCGGUGGUGCAGUUGUUUUAUCAUGUGGCACCCAAAGCACAGUUGUCGCAGAUCGCCCGUGCACUCGUCCGUCUUCUCCGUGGGCCCCGUGAGACUCAAUACGUCGUAUUGACGAAUAUUGCAACAAUAUGUGAACAGAAUCCGGUAGAGGAAGGAACUUUCGCCAUCUCAAAAACAAUGUUCGAUCCGUUCCUGAAAUCGUUUUUCGUCCGCUCGUGCGACAGUUCUCUCGUCAAACAACUCAAAUUACACGUGUUGACGAGUCUUGUGUCGGAGAGCAAUGUGCAUAUUAUAUUGAGAGAGUUGCAGACAUACGUCCACAUGUCAGACCUUGCGUCCCCAGCCGUCGAAGCGAUCGGUCGUUGCGCAGUCCGUGUCGGAGCGGUCUCAGAUCAAUGUAUGACUGGAUUAGUCCAAUUAAUCUCGUCUUCUGACGAAAAAGUCGUCUGCUCUGCCGUCGUCGUCAUCAAACGUCUUCUCCACGCAUCGGCUCCCUUGAAUCUCCUAUCGAGACUCAUGAGAUUAAUGCCCAAAAUGGUCGCUGCACAGGCGAGAGCUUGUGUCAUUUGGCUUGUGGCCACUCAUGUCGAUCAGGUUAUUCAUAUGGCACCCGACUUCCUCAGACUCAUCGCCAAAAAGUUCUCCACGGAGAGCGAAUUGGUUAAGCUGGAAGCACUCAAACUGGCUGUAAAACUGUGGUUGGUGAAACGUGACGAUUCGGAGAAAAUAGUGCAAUACGUCUUUCAAUUGGCGCGUUUCGAUCUGAGCUACGACGUCCGAGACCGUUGUCGAUUCCUUCGAAAUUUGAUGUUUAAUACGGAGAUUUUGUCACAACACAUGGAAGAGAUCUUUAUGUCGAAGAAGCCGGCGCCCGAAUUGAUUUCCAGUUUUAAGGAAAGAGAUCAAUUUCAGUUGGGAUCUUUGUCGCAUGUUCUGAAUCAACGGUGCACGAAAUAUAUCGAUUUGCCGGAGUUUCCACAGGCGUCGAGUGAUCCGACAUUGAGAAAAGAGAUGAAUGCGCCGAAUGAACUCAAGUUGGAGGAUUCAGAAGAAGAAGAGGAUGACGAUGAGGAUGAGGACGAAGAAGAAUCUGGAGAAGAUGAGGAAUCUGGAGAAGAGGAUUCAGAUGAAGACGAGGAAGAGGAAGAAGAAGAAGAUGAGGAGGAGGAAUCGGAAGAAGACGACGAUGAAGAGGAAUCAGAAGAAGACGAGGACGAGGAGGAGGAGGAUAGUGAGCCGGAAGAGAAGAAACCAGCACCGAAACCAACGAAGAAGCCAAUGGCACCGGUGGAGAAAUCCGUGAAUGGGAAGUCGACACCAUCUUCUUCGGAAUCGAAUGCUUUGGAUCUUCUGAUCGACGUGGAUUUCUCGGCGGCCGGAAGUCGUCAAAUAAUGAAUCCAACUCGCAUCGAAUCGAAAGAAAUCGAAUUAUUAAAUGUAAUCGAAGGUCACGGACUGUCUCUAUCCAUCUCAUAUCCUCGAAUAAACGACGGACAGUAUACGGCCAUUCGAUUCGGAAUAAUCAAUAAAACAGACGAAGAUUUGGAAGGAAUCGAACUGAAAUCUGCCGAAGGACUCGAUGUCAAGGGGAAUUCCAGAAUUGAGCAAAUUCCAGCCUGCUCACGGGUCUCCGUCGAUUUAUUGAUUGAUUUUGGGGAUUCGGCGACGAGUAGAGAGUGGAUUCUAUCAAGAGACGACGGAAAUCAGAAACAUUUCCGGUUUGAGGUACCAUACGGUGAACAAGUGCAACCAAUCCGUCUGUCCUCCGAAGACAUUUCAAAGGAGAAAACGCGUCUGGGCGGUCUGAAUCGUCACGUCAUCCAACUGGAACGUCCGAUCGACGCCUCCAGAAUCCCUGAAGUCGUCAACGUCUUCAGAAUCAGCGAGAAUUCUGGAGUGUUCACGUGUCAAACCCGUUCGAGAAAAGACGUUUGUAUUCUGACAUUGGGGGAGGCGACGAUCGAAUGUUGUUGCGACAAUUCGGUGAUCGGGCGGAUGCUGGCGUUCGCCGUCUCGAAGAAUUGCUAA
Messenger RNA from Caenorhabditis remanei, 2844 nucleotides. RefSeq lists its product as uncharacterized. Gene Ontology annotation, cellular component: membrane coat; AP-3 adaptor complex. Gene Ontology annotation, biological process: intracellular protein transport; vesicle-mediated transport. The record is from RefSeq and is a predicted model, not a curated record. Bases 1 to 2844 code for a protein of 947 amino acids. The transcript has 9 exons. Lineage: Eukaryota; Metazoa; Nematoda; Chromadorea; Rhabditida; Rhabditidae.